AUGAGCGUUUCUUCGGAUCUCAGUCGCUGUGAGCGAGUUUAUCAAAAUCAGACGCCGUGGUACGGAAACCCCCCCCCCUCCACAAAGAAGAUCAACCGCGCCUCCUCUAUUUUCCCAAAAGACUUAAAAGACCAAGACCAAGAUUGGGGAAAUUUCGACCGGACUCAAUUCUGGCAGCAUUAUUUUGCCCCCUGGAUGAACUCCCAUUCUAUCGAUAUCCUCGGUAUCCUCCCCACAAGCGAGCUCAUCCUCGCCUCAUCCAUUUCCUCAGAAGGCUCAGCAAACCAAGACCAGGUCGGGGGAAAUUUCAACCAUACUCGAUUCUGGCAUGACUUUUUCACUCUCUGGAUGAUUUCUGAGUCUAUCAGUGUCUUCCUCGUCAAGAUGAUGACAUGGGUCGGAGUCCAGAACUUUGUGUGGGCAGCUGGCUCCGCGAUGAAUGGCAUUCAAGUUUACCCGCAGAAUCCGGCAUCAUUCUCGCUGUGGCCUGUUUUCGUGAAGGCGAAAGAAUUGAUGAACUGGCAAAUACCCAAGUUCUCUGGGCUAUGCAGCGCUUGUAUAUGCAUAAUCAAGUAUGGAAGUCAGAAGAAAGGCAAAGAAUCCAUUGCUCUGCAACUCGUGUUGUAUGGUACCAACCUGUAA
Molecule: messenger RNA, 642 nt
Organism: Penicillium malachiteum
Lineage: Eukaryota; Fungi; Ascomycota; Eurotiomycetes; Eurotiales; Aspergillaceae
Exons: 1
Coding region: 1-642 (213 amino acids)
Source: RefSeq, a predicted model, not a curated record